GUAUAACUGAGUUGUGAUUGUUGUUGGUGAUUGAGAGAAGUGAUGUUCAAAUGAAUUAGCCUUGCUCAAGACAUAGUGGAUCAAGUUUCAAAUUAAGACGACCAUUCCUUUUUAUAAUUAGAAACAUAUUUUAGGUAUAAGCGACCAAACGAAAGUAAUUUUGUGAACCAGAACUAUUAGUUUAAUAUCAAACUAUAGUUUGAAAAACAUAAACAAAUAAAUUGAGAUAAAAUAUUGCCAACUGCACAAACCUAUCACGAUGACGACUGAGAAACUAUUGGCUGUUGGUGAUAUUGGGAGUUCCAUGCAACGUUUUGGAUGGGUAGAUUACGUAACCUUCAUUGGAAUGCUAGGAAUAAGCCUUAUAGUAGGUAUUUAUUUCGGAAUAUACAAGAAAUCAGAGACAGCACAGGACUAUUUGGUCGCUAGUCGAUCUAUGGGCAUAAUACCAAUAGCCAUGUCAUUGUUAGCUAGUUCAGUUAGUGGUAUAUCGCUUUUGGGAAUUCCCACCGAAGUGUAUGUUUAUGGAAUCCAGUAUAAUUAUAUCUUAGGAGGUUUCAUUAUUGCGUCAAUUUUAAUGGGAUACAUCUUCUUACCUGUAUUCCAAGGUCUACAAUUGACAUCAACUUAUGAGUACCAUGAAAGGAGAUUUAGCAAAGGUGUUAGAUUAUUUGGUUCAUUACUAUUCAGUAUUAAGAUGCUAUCUUGGCUGCCGCUAGUAAUUUAUGUGCCAGCUCUUGCAUUAAACCAAGUGUCGGGAAUAAAUGUUCAUUUUAUAACACCAACUGUUUGUGCCUUUUGUGUGUUUUAUACUUCGUUGGGUGGUUUGAAAGGAGUUGUUUGGACUGACGUAAUUCAGUUGAUACUAAUGUUUGGAGCUCUAAUAUUGGUGGCUAUCAAAGGUACAUUAGAUGUAGGAGGAUUUGGAAACGUAUUUAAAAGAAAUUGGGACAGUGAUAGAAUUGAAGGGCCGAAUUUUGAUUUAGAUCCCUUAGCAAGACACACAAUAUGGACUUUGGUUAUUGGAGGAACGUUUUUGGCGGUACAGACAGCAGGAGUCAACCAAAAUAUGAUUCAGAGAUACCUUUCAUUACCAUCUUUGAAACAUUCUAGAAGAGCCUUGGCAGUUUUUAUAGCAGGAUUAUUUUUAAUAGUGGGUUUUUCUUCAUAUUGCGGAAUGUUGAUCUAUGCUACUUACUAUCAGUGCGAUCCUUUAACCACCAAGUUGGCGAAAAAGAAGGAUCAACUAUUACCACUUUUAGUAAUGCAGAUUCUAGGAGACUUCCCAGGGAUUCCUGGUAUAUUUGUUGCUGGGAUUUUCAGUGCGGCUCUUAGCUCACUAUCAACAGGACUAAAUGCCAUGGCAGCCAUAGUUUUAGAAGACUUUUACAAGCCAUUCAUCAAUAGAAACAUAUCUGAAAAACAAAGUUUCUAUCUAAUGAAAUCUACGGUUAUCAUCACUGGAGCUGUCUGCAUUGGACUGGUAUUUCUUGUGGAGAAAAUGGGAACUGUUCUACAGCUGUCAAUGAGUAUUGGUUCGAUUGGUAAUGGACCUUCAUUAGGAGUAUCAGCAAUGGGAAUUCUUCUUCCAUGGAUCAACUCAAAGGGAGCAUUAUCGGGAGGUAUCGUUUCUCUUAUUUUUAUGACUUGGUACUGUCUAAAGACGCAGAGUUUGAUUGCUUCUGGAGGCCUAAAAUUUGAGGAAAAACCGGUGUCUACAGAAGGUUGUCAUUAUCAUUUUACUUCUACAGUUGUUAAACUGAAUAACAUAACUCAUACUGAUGAACAGUUCAUGAUCUACAGACUCUCCUAUUUAUACUACUGUAUGAUAGGAACGUUUGUAGCAAUGUUUGUUGGCUUCCUUGUGAGCGCACUAACCACACCCAAUGAUCCUAAGGAUGUCGAUCCACAGCUUUUGGCACCGUUUGUUAGAAAAUUAAUAAAGCCUAGAAAAUAUUCGAAUCAACCUUAUGAUGGCGUUACGUACGCCUAUGGACCUCCGAUAAAAGGAAUGAACAAUGAGAAGAAAGAAAUUAUGGAAGAAAAAUUAUGAUGAUAUUAUUUAAGGUACACUGUACUGUUUUUGUUAAAAAUUUGUUAAUUAUGUAUCUCUUUGUAAAUAAAACUUUUGUAAAGUUUUUUUUUU
This is a messenger RNA of Diabrotica balteata, 2146 nucleotides long. The record is from the annotation of a GenBank genome assembly. NCBI's taxonomy places the organism in Eukaryota, Metazoa, Arthropoda, Insecta, Coleoptera, Chrysomelidae.